Molecule: messenger RNA, 558 nt
Organism: Callorhinchus milii (elephant shark)
Lineage: Eukaryota; Metazoa; Chordata; Chondrichthyes; Chimaeriformes; Callorhinchidae
Gene: b9d1
Product: B9 protein domain 1
Exons: 3
Coding region: 29-295 (88 amino acids)
Biological process (GO): cilium assembly
Cellular component (GO): MKS complex
Source: RefSeq, a predicted model, not a curated record
UUCUUUCAGGCAUAAGAGGACAAUUCCAAUGUUUGUGCCAGAUUCAUCUUCUAAGAUGCAGAAGUUUACAAGCUGGAUAAUGGGAAGACGUCCAGAAUACACUGAUCCUAAAGUGGUUGCACAGGGAGAUGGAAGAGAAGUUACUAGGGUCAAAUCACAAGGAUAUGUUACACUCUCAUUCAAUAUGGUCACCAGAGAUAUGAAGAAGCUUGGCUAUGACUCAGGCCCAAUUGAUGGGUCAAAUCCUCAAGUGGUAUCUAUCUCUGAUCUCUCAACUCUCUCAAUUAGAGCAUAACUAGCUCUCCUGACUACAGAUACUGACACACCAAGUGACUGGUACAAAGUAUUGUCCCCCCCCCCCAGCCAUAACUGUCUGUUACCAACUUUGACUUGAGUACAUUUUUAUACUUUAGAUUAAUAAUUGAAACAGUGCACUUUAAUUUUAAAUUACACUACAAAUUUAAGAUCCAAUUUUGCAUGUCUGGUGAAAAUGUUGCAUGUACUAGCAAUGUUUUAUAUGUAAUAAUAAUGUAUGUAAUAAAUUCAUAUUUAGUUAAA